UUUGAUUUUGCCCGCCAAAAGUGAGACCCGAAAUCAGAGCUUAUGGUGUACUGCUUUCCGAUCGAUUUUUGGAUCAAAGGAAACGGGCGCUAAGGCCCCCCUCCAUUACUGCCAAUUCACUCACCCACCCACCCCCCUCACACUUCACCACCCAGAUCACUACCCACCCCUCUCGCUUACUACAAAUACCGCCCCCCACCCACCUCCUCCAUCCUUCUUACAUCUCCCCAAUCCCGUCGACACCUUACUACUUCUAUCAUCGACAACCAUCCACAACUUUAUCUUUCCAUCUCAAGUCGACUUAAUUCAUCAAACCUAAACAUCUAAAAUGGCUAGAACCAAGCAGACUGCCCGUAAGUCCACUGGUGGCAAGGCUCCCCGUAAGCAGCUCGCUUCCAAGGCUGCCCGCAAGGCCGCUCCCUCCACCGGCGGUGUCAAGAAGCCUCACCGUUACAAGCCCGGUACCGUUGCUCUCCGUGAAAUCCGUCGCUACCAGAAGAGCACUGAGCUCCUCAUCCGCAAGCUCCCCUUCCAGCGUCUGGUCCGUGAAAUCGCCCAGGACUUCAAGUCCGACCUCCGCUUCCAGUCCUCUGCCAUCGGUGCUCUCCAGGAGUCCGUUGAGGCCUACCUCGUCUCCCUCUUUGAGGACACCAACUUGUGCGCCAUCCACGCCAAGCGUGUCACCAUCCAGUCCAAGGACAUCCAGCUUGCCCGCCGUCUCCGCGGUGAGCGCUCCUAGAUUCAUUUAAUCUUCGAAUGAGUCUAUCUCUGCAACUGGUUGGCUCUUUUAUGGGAUGGCGAUAACGGGGUUUCUUUCUUUGCUUAUUUCAUGACUACUGGCGAUACAUGAUGGGUUUCUUCUUUUGCGAAUUUC
Molecule: messenger RNA, 874 nt
Organism: Aspergillus aculeatus ATCC 16872
Lineage: Eukaryota; Fungi; Ascomycota; Eurotiomycetes; Eurotiales; Aspergillaceae
Gene: hhtA
Product: histone H3
Exons: 3
Coding region: 329-739 (136 amino acids)
Biological process (GO): rRNA transcription
Cellular component (GO): nucleosome
Molecular function (GO): structural constituent of chromatin; protein heterodimerization activity; DNA binding
Source: RefSeq, a predicted model, not a curated record